Molecule: messenger RNA, 2077 nt
Organism: Physcomitrium patens
Lineage: Eukaryota; Viridiplantae; Streptophyta; Bryopsida; Funariales; Funariaceae
Source: RefSeq, a predicted model, not a curated record
ACUUUCUCAAUGCUAGCACUAUUCAUGAUUUUCUUCGCUUCAACGUCAAUUGGAGUCGCACCCAGCGCCGCCUCUUCCUUCUUCGCUCUUUUAACUUCAGCCUUUUCCAUAAUCUGUUCGGCGCCAUCAUCCUUCCCCACAACAAUGAAACCGUUUCCAUUACUCUCAGCCUUCACCACAGCCUCACCAUCUUCUCCAUCUCCUCUCGCCCUCUUCUCUCCCACAACUUCAAUCACUUCACCCUCGCUCGCCAUUCCAGCAAAUAACACCGAAACCCAGAAACUCAAACCUCCACAGCAACAGAAGAAAAAAUUUAAAAAUAAAAAAAUAAAAAUAAAAAUAAAAACUACCUCCGCAGGGUCUCCUAAACUUAACCCUGCAUAACAACAACAACCGGAUUCAUCACGGUUACUCACUGAAUUUCCACAACUACAAUGCAAGGACUUGUUGCAACUCUGGAAUGCGCACGAGCAAUUCGUCGUGUGCUCGUAAAUGUAGCAACGACAAUUGCAAACAUGAUCAAGUAGCAAUUAGUGAAUCAGUAUCUUUGGUUUCUUGUCCCUCCAAGUAUCUAACAAAAGUUACUUUUCUGUUUUCUAAUUGAACUUUUCUUUUGCUCCUAGUCCUUUAUCCAACUGCCACAUCGGCCCUCAAGCACGGUUCAACGAACCUCCUACCCAGUAACUUAAAGAGGUGCCUCAACUGUGGUACAGGUCAUGGAACUCUUUGUGACAAAAUGAGCUUUCUAAGGUCAUGUGUUCCAUAUGGACAGCAGAAUUUUUUUGUGCAUUCAGUGAUGUAGUUCUUCCUGUAAUAGUCGAUUUGUCACACUGGAUGGAAAGUUAGGACAGAGUCUCUGACCACAUUGCUCUGGAAUCAUUCAUAGACAGUGUUUUGGGGGCAGCUUGAAUCAAAAUUCGGCUCUGUAUGUCUAAGCAAAAAUUGUUUAAAUAGAGUGAGUCCUUCACAGGUAAUGAUCGCAUUCAAUAAUAGAACUCGUCUCCAGCAAAUUUGAGGGUAAACAAAGUGUUACCAUCACCUGCAUACUUUCUGAGUCCCUGCUGAUCACAGCAAAGUUUACACAAACUAUAAAACUGUCCAUAACUUAGCGAAAUUCUCUGGAAGAUCUCCCUGGAGCAGUGUAGGAAUUCCACAGAACCUUCAAGUAAUGCUGAGGUAAUUAGAGCAUGGAGACUGCAAUGGAGAACGAACUCACACCACAUUCAAAAAACCAGGAGAUUCACUCGCGUGAAAUUGAUAUGCAGAUAUGGAAACCCACAUUGCAAACGCGUUCGACAUUGAUGGAUACGAAGUUCAAGAUGAUGACAUUCUCACGAGUCUACAGAAAGUGCGUAUGGAAGAAGCUAGGGCUACAUGCCCUCGCUGCAAACAAGGGUUCUGUGCAACUCACGGUCUGUCCUCAUACAAAAUUGGAGUUUUGCUCUAACAACCAAGUAAAUCAAACUAGAAGAAGCCUUCGACCUGAUUACUUGACAUUGGUGGUAGUAUUCUCAUUAUGCUCAGCGGUGAUUGUGGAUGAAGGCACAAAGUUGGGCGCGUACACAGAGCGUCCGCCGUGGACAGCAAUGACGCAGCUACCAGAUGAGGAACUGGGGGGGGGAGCUUCUCCAGUGGAGGCUCCAGACAGCCUAGAUACAGACACAGAUAACACCCCUGAAACGCUUCAGCGAGUAUGCAAGAAUCAAUGCUGUGGGAAGAGAUUCACGGACGAGGAGAAUACCUCCUUGGCAUGUCAUUACCACCGAGGUCCAAUCAGUUUCAGUGACAGAUCAACAGAAGAACACAAGUGGGUUUGCUGUGAAGCGUCGGUAUCGAGUUUUGAGGAGCUUGCAACCAUCCCACCGUGCACUCGUGGCAAGCAUUAUGCCCCUCCAGACAGGAAAUAGAUUAAAACAUUUACAUAAGUUUGUUUGUAUUGAGUAUUAAUCAGAAUGUGUUUCACUUAGUAUUUCCUUUCGUUCUGAAUUUUUCAGAACAGAUCCAAAUAAAUAAUUACAAUAUAUAUAUAUAUAUAUAUAUAUAUAUAUUCUAACAUCACUCAAAACAAACAAAAAUU